AUGUCUUCCGCAAAAGGGUUCGAAGAGGGCAAGGACAAAGCGCUCGAAGUGCUCGCAACCUACCUCUCGGACGACGAAUUGGUCGACUUCAGCAACUACAACAUGCAGGGGUCCUGCAGCCCCGAAGACCGGGAGAAAUUCAUAAAUCUGACAAAUAUGCACCAGCACGCGCUGUAUCAAUUAGGUCUGGCAAUGAUGGAGUGUGAAGUCGAGGGCGAAGGCGCGCUGGAGGUCUUCACGGACAUGAUGGCGAUGACCGAGGAGGCUCUGAGGCAGCUCAGGGAGACCGAGACGCCCGACGACGCCCCGGAAGUCGGUGGUGGAUCUCCGGGGGCGGAUUUAGGCCAGGUCGAAUUAAUAGAGUGA
Messenger RNA from Diaporthe citri, 366 nucleotides. RefSeq lists its product as uncharacterized. The record is from RefSeq and is a predicted model, not a curated record. The coding region runs from base 1 to 366 and encodes 121 amino acids. The transcript has a single exon. Lineage: Eukaryota; Fungi; Ascomycota; Sordariomycetes; Diaporthales; Diaporthaceae.